AGUGUUCGGGUCGGAGCCGCACUGCAGCACACACGUUAAUGGCGUACAGUGAAUAUUUAACGGAUUGGAUGACCGAAAAAGAAGAAUUAUGCUCAUUUUCCCCUUCGUCUGAAUCGUCUCCCGGCUCCUCCAUACCAGCCUCUCCUCUAGAACAUGACGUUCAGGUGCCCUCUGAUUUGCACAUCAUGACGUCACUCUUGCAAGAGGAACUUUCUCAGUUUGAGGAUUAUUUUCUCUCAGACUUCAGCCCAGCCAAAGUGGAGAAAUGGCAAAAGAGCCACAAAAGUGUACAAGGAAUGGAUUCUACCUUGUGCUACGAAUUUCCAUAUGCUUCACACAGCCCAAGCCAGUCAGAAACGAACCCGCUGCUUGUUAGCUUAGGGGAACUCGAUCAGGUGGGCUUCUGUGGAGGUCCAAUUGGAAGACCCAAAAUGUUGCGACCCACAGCAUUCAACAACGUUCCUUCACACUACAGUGGUCGAAGGGUGGCUCCCAAUACAUUCAGGGAAGGCAUGGACUCACAAAAGCAGCUAUGGAGUUUACAGAAAGAAGCAUGGACUUCCAAAGAAAGCUACUCAGGUUUUGAUAGCAUGGUCGUUGACCAUAGCUCUGUGGACAGAACUUUUGGGAAGAACACAGGAGGUGUUAAGAAGGUCAAAGAAUGUGCCAUAUUGUUGAAGGAAGAAGAAAACUAUUGUUUCCGUGGUGAUGUUUUCUGUAGUGUCGAGAUGGCCCCUGGUUAUUGUAUGGGUGGACCCUUGAACUCCCACUCCAAGAAGGAGGGCCAUCUGAUGCAUGGGAUGAAGAAUGUUGGUUGGCAGGAAAGGAUGGAUAUUCCAUUUUUGCAGUGCAACGCCAAUGGGAGGAACUUGGAAUACUCCGAGCCAGAGGCCACUGAGGAGUACUUCUACCAGCACGGUGUCGGUGCAGCAGAACCUUGUCCUGGCUUCAUAGACCCCCUAGACGCUUCAGUGAAAGGGGGCGUCUCGGAGACCCAGCAGGGUCACCGGCCCUACCACGAAUGCCUUGGAGAGAGCUUUGAAUGUGUCUUAGGAGGGGACAGCGUCAUGUCUGCCAUUCACAGGCCAAUGCAGAGACCAAAGGACAAACUCUGUGCGCUGAAAGCAGACCUGAAGGCUGUCCCGUUGGAUGGACAUCCUGUAGAGCGAAAGCAGAAGAAACGAGACCAGAACAAAACUGCUGCUCACAGGUAUCGUCAACGUAAGAGGGUGGAGCUGGACUGUCUGGAGGCGGAGCUUUCGGGACUAGAGGGGCAGAACCGAGCGCUCAGAGACAAGGCGGAGUCAGUAGAGCGUGAGAUUCAGUAUGUCAAAGAUCUUCUCAUCGAGGUCUACAAGGCUCGUAGCCAGCGCAUUAAAGAUGAUAUCAGUGCCUAAUUCUCCCAUUAGCCAGCUGUGUAAUCAGUGGAACUGUGGAAAAGAACACAAGGAACAUGUGGUUUGUCGAGUACCUCUGCACUACCUCAUUGGACCAGAGGGGGGAGCCUGGAAGGACAUUUUUAAAGCUGCAAGUUAUAAACUGAAUGCAGGAGACAUGCAGUACAGGUUUGCACCUGUUGACCAACCCAAGAAUUUUAAUUAUGGCCCUACAGCUUGCUGCUAAAACAUAAAAGCUGACUUUGGUGAUUCACAUACGUCGCUGUCAACAUGCUGACCUUCAAAUAUCAUAAGUACUCUCACUGUUGCAGAUUUUCUGAAGUGCUUUGCCACAUCAUUAAUGUUGUUAAAAUUAUGUGGGAGAAACCUUACCUUACUUACUCACUUCACAUAUGACAAACGUUUAAGCACAUAUAAUUGAAUGCUAAAGAGCUGUAUGAUUUACCAAAGUUUUAAUCUAAAAUUGAAAUCUCAGUUUUCAAACACAUUCCCAGACUAUGAAUCUAUUUCCUGAAACAUGUGUUUCUUAAAUUGCAGCGGUAUGGUAUGGCAUUUUUGUAUAUGUAUAUAUAUAUGUGUGUGUGUGUGUGUGUGUGUGCGUGUGCGUGUGCGUGUGUGUGUGUGUAUACAGGACUAAGACUCAUACAUAUCAAAAAGGAGUUACAAAGACAAAGAAAUUAUAGUGUAGAAAUACAAAUAAAGAUGAGAAAAGCCCUGAUUCUAGCUCGCAAACUAGAAUCACGUCGCCCACUCCAAGGAGAAUUGACCUAAGGGGUGACAUGAUAUAAUUGACAUGGCGUGCAAUGGAUCGAUAAAAAAACAGAUUGCGCAAAUACCCAACAUUUUUUUUGCAGACGCCCUAUACUGCCCCCAGCAAGUUGUCGCCUUGGGCAUAGUAUGACUAUGACUGUAUACUAUAACUCAUGAUGGCUUUUGACAUCUAUUUAAGGAUUAAAGAUUAGAUAUCUUCAGUGAACUAGACUCUGAAUGAUGGCGUUAAGAAUCAUGUCCUGGAAAAUUACAGUUACAGUUUUGAGAAAUGUUUCAGGUACUGAGUCAGACAUAGAAAAUGUAAAAGUAAUAAAUAUUGUAAUAAAAAAAAGGGUUUAUCAAUCUGUUUCACAGACUGAUAAUUGUAAGGCAUCAAUUGACCAUAGGACACACAUAUUUUUUUUUAAAGAGCAUUCUCGCACCAUUUGGGGUCCAGUGAUUUAAAUGUUUUGAAUACAGUACAAUUUUCAACAUAUUGUAAAACAGACAACUACAGUAUGUCUUAGGUGAAGAACAACUCGGAAAUAUGGGCUGGUCAAUUUGGGUGAGCAUGUGUAUUAACAGAACUUUACACAGUGCAGUCUCCUGAUAGGGAUCACAUUACAAAUGAAAUUAAGAUUUAGGUAAGAAUGGUCAUGGAAAGUCUGGAAUUAUACUGUUUUCUUUAUCGUCACUAAUCAUGAAUGAUGAAUAUUGAGCAGUAAUAUUGAGAAAUAUAAAAACGUAAAAACAAG
Messenger RNA from Clupea harengus (Atlantic herring), 2902 nucleotides. RefSeq names its product activating transcription factor 5b (gene atf5b). NCBI's taxonomy places the organism in Eukaryota, Metazoa, Chordata, Actinopteri, Clupeiformes, Clupeidae. Gene Ontology annotation, biological process: regulation of transcription by RNA polymerase II. The record is from RefSeq and is a predicted model, not a curated record. Gene Ontology annotation, molecular function: RNA polymerase II transcription regulatory region sequence-specific DNA binding; DNA-binding transcription activator activity, RNA polymerase II-specific. Gene Ontology annotation, cellular component: nucleus.